Molecule: messenger RNA, 7108 nt
Organism: Sinocyclocheilus rhinocerous
Lineage: Eukaryota; Metazoa; Chordata; Actinopteri; Cypriniformes; Cyprinidae
Product: Down syndrome cell adhesion molecule-like protein 1 homolog
Exons: 33
Coding region: 1-6438 (2145 amino acids)
Biological process (GO): cell-cell adhesion
Molecular function (GO): protein binding
Source: RefSeq, a predicted model, not a curated record
AUGACGGUCCCGCGGAGGGGAGGGUACGAGAGGCGGGACCAAAGUCUUCCCCGCUUCUCGGCGCUGGCGAGUCCGGGACUAGGGCUGGAGAGAUCGCCGGGGAUCAUCGUCACCACUCCUGCACGGAGCCUCGCCUGGCCGAAUACUGCACAGUGCACACGUCGGGAUUGCAAAACAUUCCUGAGAAAUAUACCUGCUAUUUAUGGCAUGUGGCUGGUAACUUUACUCCUGCUGUAUUCUUUUCAAGAAGUGCACAGCGAGGAUGUGGUCUCAACGCGGCUGUACUUUGUGAAUGCUUCCCUGCAGAGAGUGACCUUCUCCAGCUCAGUGGGGGUGUCCCUGCCCUGUCCUGCGGGUGGCGCCCCCCAUGCCGUCCUCCGCUGGUACCUGGCCACCGGCGACGACAUCUACGACGUGCCACACAUCCGCCAUGUUCACGCCAAUGGCACGCUGCAGCUCUACCCCUUCUCCCCCUCUGCCUUCAACAGCUUCAUUCAUGAUAAUGACUACUUCUGCACUGCCGAGAACCAGGCCGGCAAGAUCCGCAGCCCUAGCAUCCGUGUCAAAGCAGUGUUCAGGGAACCUUACACGGUUCGCGUGGCGGACCAAAGGUCCAUGCGGGGCAACGUGGCCGUCUUCAAGUGCCUCAUCCCCUCUGCUGUGCAGGAGUACGUCAGUGUGGUGUCCUGGGAAAAGGACACCGUCUCCAUCGUCCCAGGUAACAGGUUUUUCCUGACGUCAUAUGGGGCCCUCUACAUAUCUGACGUUCAGAAAGAGGACGCCCUCUCUACCUACCGCUGCAUCACCAAGCACAAAUACAGCGGAGAAACCAGGCAGAGCAAUGGAGCUCGUCUGUCUGUGCUGGACCCCACUGAAACCCCGCCUUCUGUGAUGGACAGUUUCCAGUCAGGAGAAUUACAAGUGGGGCGAAGCAUAGAGUUGCCCUGUAUCGCCUCCGGUUACCCCAACCCCACCAUCCGCUGGUUGAAAGAUGGGAGGCCACUUCCUGCAGACUCCCGCUGGACACGGCGACUGACCGGCCUCACAAUCAGCGACCUCCGUCUGGAAGACUCUGGAAACUACAUCUGUGAAGUCACCAACAGCUUUGGCUCCAAAGAGGUCACAGGACACCUUAAUGUCAUCGAACCUCUGAGAGUCACAUUAUCCCCCAAGAACCUGAAAACAGGCAUCAGCAGCACAGUGAUUCUGUCCUGUGCCGUUCAGGGCUCGCCCCACUUCACCGUCUCCUGGUUCCGCAACACAGAACCCAUCGUGCCUGACCAGCACUUCUCCAUCCAGGGAGCCCACAAUGAAACUCUCUUCAUCACGGCAGCCCAAAAAAGACACUCAGGGGCAUAUCAGUGCUUUGCCACCCGCAAGGGUCAGACCGCACAGGACUUCUCCAUCAUACUACUUGAGGACGGCACCCCACGGAUCGUCUCGUCUUUCAGUGAGCGCGUAGUAGCCCCUGGCGAGCCCUUCUCUCUCAUGUGCGCGGCCAAAGGCGCUCCACCCCCCACUAUCACCUGGACGCUGGACGACGAGCCGGUAGCGCGGGACUCGGCGCACCGGGCCAGCCAGUACACGCUCUCCGACGGCUCCACUGUCUCGCACGUCAACGUCACAAACCCCCAGAUCCGGGACGGGGGCGUGUACCGCUGCGCCGCACGCAACUCGGCCGGUAGCGCCGAGUACCAAGCGCGCAUAAACGUAAGAGGUCCUCCCAGUAUCCGGGCCAUGCGGAAUAUCACAGCUGUGGCCGGUCGCAACACUUUCAUUAACUGUCGUGUGAUUGGUUACCCCUAUUACUCCAUCAAGUGGUUUAAAGACGGCACAACGCCGUUGCCAGACAACCAUCGUCAGGUGGUGUAUGAGAAUGGCACUCUGAAGUUGAGUGAUGUGCAGAAGGGUACGGAUGAGGGGGCGUAUCUGUGCAGCGUGCUCAUCCAACCCCAGCUCUCCAUUAGCCAGACCGUCUACGUCACAGUCAAAGUUCCUCCCCUCAUCCAGCCCUUUGACUUCCCUCCUACCUCCAUCGGUAAGCUGAUGUACAUAGCUUGUGUGGUGUCCUCCGGAGACAUGCCAAUCCGAAUCACCUGGAGGAAGGAUGGGCAGGAGAUCGUGUCAGGAACAUCAGGAGUCACCAUCGAAACCAAGGAGUUCAUGAGCUCCCUUCAGAUCUCUAAAGUUUCGUUGCAGCACAAUGGAAACUACACCUGUAUUGCCAGCAAUGAUGCAGCAACUGUCAGUUCAGAGAGACAACUCAUAGUAACAGUUCCCCCUGGUUUUCGGGUUCAGCCCAAUAACCAAGAUGGGAUCUACGGCAAGUCAGAAGUUCUGAACUGCUCUGUGGAAGGGUACCCUCCUCCCAAAGUUGUCUGGAAGCAUGCCAAAGGUAUAGGGAACCCCCAGCAAUACCAUCCAGUUCCAUUGACGGGUCGCAUCCAGAUCUUGUCCAAUGGUUCUCUGCUGAUCCGCCAUGUUUUAGAGGAAGACCGGGGAUACUACCUGUGUCAGGCCAGCAACGGAGUGGGGUCCGACAUCAGCAAGAGCAUGAUGCUCACUGUUAAAAUUCCAGCUAUGAUCACAUCCCACCCAAACACUACCAUGGCCAUAAAGGGGCAAAACAAGGAGUUAAACUGUACCGCCCGAGGUGAGUACCCCAUCAUCAUUCGCUGGGAGCGAGGCGACACCGUUAUUGACCCUGACCGCAACCCUCGGUACUCCAUCACUACCAACCCCAACGAGAAAAGCGAUGAAGUUAUCUCCACACUGAAGCUGAAGCCAGCGGAGCGAGGGGAUUCCGUCUUUUUUUCCUGCCACGCCAUCAACUCAUACGGCGAGGGCCGAGGGCUCAUCCAGCUGACGGUGCAAGAACCCCCUGAUCCCCCAGAGCUGGAGGUUCGAGAGGUCAAAGAUCGCAGUAUGAACCUGAGGUGGACGCAGCGGUUCGACGGCAACAGCAUCAUCACCAGCUACGACAUCGAGUACAAGAACAAAUCUGACCCAUGGGAGCUGAAACAUGCCACCCGUAAGAUCUCGCCCACCAACAACCAGGCCAACAUAGUGGAGCUCCACCCGGCGUCCGUGUACAGCAUUCGCAUGUACUCCUACAACAAGAUUGGACGCAGUCAAGCCAGCAAAGAGCUGACCAUCAGCACAGAGGAAGCACCUCCUGAUGGGCCACCCAUGGAUGUGAUUUUACAGCCAAUGACCUCUCAGAGUAUUCGUGUGACCUGGAAGGCACCUAAAAAAGAGCUCCAGAAUGGAGUGAUCCGUGGCUAUCAGAUCGGUUAUAGGGAGAAUGGACCGGGCAGUAAUGGACAGUACAGUAUCGUGGAGAUGAAAGCCACAGGUGAUAGUGAGGUGUACACCCUGGACAACUUGAAAAAGUUUGCUCAGUAUGGUGUGGUGGUCCAGGCAUUCAACCGAGCCGGAACCGGACCUUCCAGCUCUGAGAUCAAUGCUACAACACUUGAAGAUGUUCCGAGCCAGCCACCCCAGAAUAUACGGGCCAUCACGGUGACAUCAGACGAGGCGGUGAUCACGUGGUCCGAGCCCCCACGGAUGACCCUUAACGGGGUUCUGAAGGGCUACCGUGUGGUGUUCUGGUCCCUCUACCCCGAUGGAGAAUGGGGAGAGAUGCAGAACAUCACUACCACUCGUGAGCAGGUGGAGCUGAAGGGUUUGGAGAAGUUCACAAACUACAGCAUUCAGGUCCUGGCCUACACACAGGCAGGAGAUGGCGUCCGCAGCAACGUACUCUACAUACAGACCCGAGAAGACCACCCCGGCCCUCCAGCUGGCAUCAAAGCAGUGCCAUCCUCUGCCACCAGUGUGGUGGUAUCCUGGCUUCCCCCCAUCAAGCCCAAUGGUAUCAUCCGAAAAUACACAAUUUACUGUUCCAGCCCUGGAUCGGGCCAACCGGCACCCAGCGAAUACGAAGCCAACCCUGAGCUGCUGAUAUACAGAAUCACCCACCUGACCCGGGGUAAGCAGUAUCUGAUCUGGGCAGCCGCCGUUACCACUGCUGGUCGAGGAAACAUCAGCGAGAAGGUGACUGUGGAGCCUGCUGGGAAAGCUCCUGCUAAAAUCCUGUCUUUUGGAGGAACGGUGACCACUCCAUGGAUGAAGGAAGUCCGGUUGCCGUGCAGCUCAGUGGGAGAACCAACACCCACCAUCAAAUGGACCAAAGACAGUGAGGACACCGCCAUCCCAGUCACUCAAGAUGGUCACCGGAAUAUUCUUUCAAAUGGUACCCUGGCGCUGCGCUCUGUGAAAGCCGAGGAUUCUGGGUACUACACCUGCACGGCCACCAACACACUGGGGUUUGACACAAUCAUCGUAAACCUGCUGGUGCAAGUGCCUCCAGAUCAACCACGUUUAACAGUUUCCACCACGUCCACGUCUUCAAUCACUCUGGCUUGGAUCCCUGGAGACAAUGGAGGAAGUUCCAUCAGAGGUUUUGUGCUGCAGUAUUCAGUAGAUAACACUGAGGAGUGGAAGGAUGUCUUCAUUAGCUCUAGUGAACGUUCUUUCAAGUUGGACAACCUGCGCUGUGGUACCUGGUACAAAGUCAAACUUGCUGCAAAAAACAGUGUGGGAGCUGGUCGCAUCAGCGAGAUCAUUGAGGCCAAGACUCACGGCAGAGAGCCACAGUUCAAUAAGGACCAGCCCCUUUUCACUCACAUCAACUCCACCCAUGCCCGACUUAACCUGCAGGGCUGGACGAGUGGCGGCUGCCCCAUCACUGCAGUCCUGCUAGAGUUCCGCCCCAAAGGCACCUGGGCCUGGCAGAGCGUGCGCACCAACGCCUCAGCUGACAUCUUCCUUGCCGAGUUGCGUGAGGCCACUUGGUAUGAGCUAAAAAUGAAGGCGUGCAACAGCGCUGGGUGUGGAAACCAGAGCUCCCAGUUUGCCACGCUGGAUUAUGACGGCAGCACUAUUCCGCCUAUUAAGUCAGCAAGAGGGGAAGGGGAUGAUGUUAAAAAGCUUUUCUCUAUCGGCUGCCCUGUCAUCCUGGUCACGUUGGGCAUGGCCCUACUCUUCAUUAUUCGCAAGAAACGCAAAGAAAAGAGACUCAAGAGACUUAGAGAUGCUAAGAGCUUGGCUGAGAUGCUAAUCAGUAAGAACAAUCGAAGUUUUGACACUCCAGUGAAAGGCCCACCUCAGGGACCUCGACUGCACAUAGAUAUCCCCCGCGUGCAACUGCUCAUCGAGGAUAAAGAGGGAAUCAAACAGAUAGGUGAAGACAAGGCCACCAUCCCUGUGACGGACACGGAGUUCAGCCAAUCAGUGAACCCUCAAAGCUUCUGUACGGGCGUGUCUGUGCAUCACCCCGCCCUCAUCCAGAACACAGGCCCAUUGAUUGACAUGUCAGACAUCAGGCCGGGCACCAAUCCAGUAUCGAGGAAGAGUGUGAAGUCUGCGCACAGCACGAGGAACCGCUAUUCCAGCCAGUGGACUCUGACUAAAUGCCAGGCGUCCACACCUGCUCGCACUCUCACCUCAGACUGGCGGACAGUGGGCUCCCAGCAUGGCAUUACGGUCACAGAGAGUGACAGCUACAGCGCCAGUCUGUCCCAGGACACAGAUAAGGGACGAAACAGUAUGGUGUCCACAGAGAGUGCGUCUUCCACAUACGAGGAGCUGGCCCGAGCGUAUGAACAUGCUAAGCUGGAGGAGCACCUGCAGCACGCCAAGUUUGAGAUCACCGAGUGCUUCAUCUCUGACAGCUCCUCUGAUCAGAUGACCACCGGCACCAAUGAUAACGCGGAUAGCAUGACCUCUAUGAGCACACCAUCCGAACCGGGCAUCUGUCGCUUCACUGCCUCCCCGCCCAAACCACAGGACUAUGAUCGCGGCAAAAACGUGGCAGUGCCCAUUCCCCACCGCGCCAACAAGAGUGAGUACUGUAACCUCCCCCUCUACAUGAAGACAGACCCUUUCUUCCGGAAACAGGUGGAGCUGCACGACCCCUGCCCUGUGGUCCCACCCCGCGAGGCCUCCAUCCGGAGCCUUGCCGCCCGGGCCUACCAUACACAGGGCCGCCACAUGACAUUAGACCCCUCAAAGCAGCAGGCCCUGACACUGAGCCACGGCGGCCUGAGCAGCCUGACCAGCUCAGGGGCCUCUGGUACGUCGGGCCCAGCUUCAAGCGGGGCUGCUGGGAGCUCCAGCAUCAGCUCAGGCACGGCCACCCUGCCCCAGAGGACUCUCACAAUGCCCAGCACCUCCUCCACCUCCUUGGCCCCAAGCGGGGCAGUCGCCGCUGGAGCAGGAGCCAGCACGAGCGCCACGGGAGGCAACGGCCCGACGCCUGGCAGUUCCAAGGUCGGGGGAUCCAGAGACUCUCUGCUAGAGAGCAGCUCGUCUGGCCUGGGCAGACUGCAAAAGCAGAAUGCUGGGGCGUACUCCAAAUCCUACACUCUGGUGUAGCUCACACACACACACGUAUACGCAUACAGUACGUUCACACACACAUCUGGAGUCUGGGCAGGGGCGGAAAUGAACAAUAGCGGGACAGGGGUCUCUCUCUCUUUUCCUCUCGAUUACCUUUUUCUGCAUUCCUUUUUUAUUCUUCUGCUCAAGCUUUUUUUUAUCUGGCCUUCUCCAGGAUUAAAUAUGCCAAACCCCAGGACCUUUUCCCCAAUUUUGCCCUUUUUUUGUCUUAUGUUUUGUCCUUCUCUCUUGCUUUCUUCCCCACUCUCCUUUCACUUCUCUCUGCCGAAGACACCUUGGACCUUAUGCACGAAAUGCUUUCCAUGUGCGCUUGUUUGAUUUCUCAACUUCAGAAAAUAGGGAAAAAAACGGUUUUAAGAGAUACAUUGUUUCACAUUAACCUGUCUAGAUGUUUCUAGGCUGUCAAAAAAAGUGUCUCUUUUUAUGUCUCUCAUACUGCAACGCAUUGCCUCGGAAAGCUUAUGCAUAAACAAAUCCACCACGGUGUCCACCUUCCGCCCCUCCUGAUCCACAAUGGUCUGGAAAAACAGCUCGAAGACGAAAGUCUCGACCGCCUGAAUUGAGUCUUUGGGAUUUUUUCAUGCAAUUGAUGACACAGUAUAGAGUGUUAUUGACUAUUUUGUAAACAAACAAGAAAAAAAAAUGU